AUGCUCUUCUCUUUGUUAACCUACUAUAUAUUGUCGUGGAUAACCACAUGCUUGGCCCAGAAGUUCCCUUCGCCUUCGGGUAGCUUUCCUCCCGCAGAAGCCCGAGAAAAGAAGCCUGUUGUCUCAUAUGACGCUCCUAGUAUUCACCAAUUUAACAGCACACCAUUCAAGGACUGGGAUAAUUUCACCCAGACCGUUAUAGACGAAUCUGCGGGAGUCACCUUUGAAGAGAUCAACUCUCUAAAUGAUAUAAUCAGACCGAAGAUGGAUCUAAUAACGAAGGAGAACUUCUUUAGGAUCUUUAGACUUGAUUUGUACAAGCAGUGUCCGUUUUGGACAGGGACUGAAGGUUUCUGUAUGCAUAGAAGUUGCGCCGUGGAUACUAUAGAUGACUGGAAGGAUUUGCCCGAGAUUUGGCAGCCCGAGGCUCUUGGUGCGUUGGAAAACGUGUCACGUGUUCCUGAGAGUAACAAGGCAAGUAAGGAUUAUUGCGAAAUAGACGAGAUCAAUGAGGAUACCGUCUACGUAGAUCUAGUGGAGAAUCCAGAGAGAUUUACUGGUUAUGGAGGAGAUCAGUCAUUCCAGAUUUGGAAGUCUAUCUAUUCGGAGAACUGCUUCAACUUGGGUCAAGAUCAAUGUAUGGAGAAGAACUUCUUUUAUAGGAUGAUCAGUGGAAUGCAUGCAUCAAUCUCUACUCAUCUUUCGAAUCAGUAUUUGGACUUAAAGACGAAACAGUAUGGUCCAAACUUGAAACAGUUCAUGUUCCGAGUGGGUAAUUUCCCUGACAGAAUCGAGAACAUCUACUUGAACUAUAUCUUAGUACUUAAGGCACUCAUCAAGUUGGAAAGUUUGGGGAUUUUGGACAAUUUCGAGUUUUCUAACCAAGAUCAGCUUAGAGAUGAGCUUAGAGACAUGAUUAUGCCUUCAUAUCAGCUAGGAGACAACACGGAAGAGUGCUUGUUCGAUGAGAAUAGUCUCUUCCAAAGCUCCGAUGCUGUGGAGGUGAAGGACGAAUUCAAGCAGAACUUUAGAAACGUCUCGAGAAUUAUGGAUUGCGUUCAUUGCGAUAGAUGUCGGUUAUGGGGCAAAGUUCAAACCACCGGUUAUGGAACCGCUUUGAAAGUUUUGUUCGACCUUCACAAUGCUAAGGAGAUUCGGGAGCCUUCUCGAUAUGAGAUCUCCAAUGUUGAGUUAAUAGCCCUAGUCAAUACCUUUGAUAGGCUGUCGAGAAGUGUUGAGUCGAUCAAGAACUUCCAUACUUUAUACGACCUAGCAAUCGAAAAAGAAGAGAGAGGUGCUUCUAUCUCCUCUGUCCUACCUGUUUCAUCUUCAUCUGACGUCGUCGACUUCACCAAUCGUGAUGUUUUUGAAGCUGUAGGUAAAGGUGACCUACCAAUCGAAAAAGAAGAGACCUCCUUUGAAGCUGCAGAUGAAGGUCACUUCGACGAUAUCGUCUAUCAUACAAGGCGCGGCAAUACUGUAAAAGAAGCUUUCUACACCGAGCUAUACAAAGUUGGGGACGCCCUUAAGUUGAUAUUCACCGCAUACAAAGUGUUUCCCAAGAUCGUCUACAACUGGUGUCUCAUUCGUUUAGUUUACUACUGGAACAAGUUUGUGGGUCACGUGCAGCAAGAUUUCGAUAUAAAUAGAUUAUAUCAUGAGGAGUUUUGA
Brettanomyces nanus is the source of this 1671-nucleotide messenger RNA. RefSeq lists its product as uncharacterized. The record is from RefSeq and is a predicted model, not a curated record. Lineage: Eukaryota; Fungi; Ascomycota; Pichiomycetes; Pichiales; Pichiaceae. Gene Ontology annotation, molecular function: protein-disulfide reductase activity; thiol oxidase activity; FAD binding. The transcript has a single exon. Gene Ontology annotation, cellular component: endoplasmic reticulum membrane; endoplasmic reticulum. Gene Ontology annotation, biological process: protein folding in endoplasmic reticulum. The coding region runs from base 1 to 1671 and encodes 556 amino acids.